Caenorhabditis elegans is the source of this 185-nucleotide messenger RNA. Lineage: Eukaryota; Metazoa; Nematoda; Chromadorea; Rhabditida; Rhabditidae. The record is from the annotation of a RefSeq genome assembly.
CGGGAGCUUAGAAACUAUCAAAUUGAUGGAAAUUGCGAAGAAAGUAGACUUUUUGAAACUUUGGAAUCGUUGGAAUAUAUCGAAAAAGGAGAGAGAAAGUUGAUGGAGGAGAUGCUGAUUUGCGAAAUUAAUGACUUACGCAUUCAUGACGAUUUUCGAGAGAUACUCAAAGAAUCUAAACUUUA